AUGGACCUCGCCGGGCGCGCCCGGGGCCACGGGGCCACGGUAGGGGGGCUGCUGCUCGCGGCGGCUGCUGCCGCCAAGGGUCUCAGGGAGGACCUGAGGGGCGCGGACGCCCUGCCUUGGAGGGCCCUGUCCCGGAUCCCGAAGCGGGAGGGGCUUGGAGAGGAGGACACGGCAGUUGCCGGACACGAGCUCCUACUGCCAAAUGAGAGAAGCUUUCAGAAUGCUGCUAAAAGCAAUAAUUUGGAUCUUAUGGAGAAGCUGUCUGAAAACAAGGUUAACAUUAAUGCUGUGAACAAUAUGAACCGCACAGCCCUGCAUUUUGCAGUGGGGAGAAGUCAUUUAUCUGCAGUGGAUUUCUUGCUUAAACACAAGGCCAGGGUGGAUGUUGCUGAUAAGCACGGCUUGACAGUAAUUCACCUUGCAGCCUGGUCUGGGAGCCUUGAGGUCAUGCUCAUGCUGGUUAAAGCUGGAGCAGAUCAGAGAGCCAAGAAUCAGGAUGGAAUGAAUGCCCUCCACUUUGCUGCUCAGAGCAAUCAUGUGCGCAUCGUGGAGUAUCUUAUUCAAGAUCUGCACCUCAAGGACCUGAACCAGCCUGAUGAGAAAGGAAGAAAACCAUUUCUUUUGGCAGCUGAGAGGGGCCAUGUUGAAAUGAUAGAAAAACUUACCUUCCUAAACCUGCAUACUUCAGAAAAGGACAAGGAGGGAAACACUGCCUUGCACCUCGCUGCGAAGCACGGUCACAGUCCUGCAGUGCAGGUGCUGUUAACCCAGUGGCAAGACAUAAAUGAGAUGAAUGAGAAUGGAGAAACACCAUUCUUUCUGAGUGUUGAAGGAGGUCAUGAAGAGUGCAGCAAAGUGCUGCUGACAGCAGGAAGUGACAUCAACAUUCCAAAUAAACUCAAUAUCAGUAGUUUGCAGAUAGCAACCAGGAAUGGCCAUGCGUCGCUUGUCAACUUUCUUCUCAGUGAGAACGUUGAUCUGCACCAGAAAGUGGAACCUAAGGAGUCUCCUCUUCAUUUAGCUGUUAUCAACAACCACAUCACGGUUGUAAACAGCUUAUUAAGUGCACAGCAUGAUAUUGACAUAUUAAAUCAGAAACAACAAACUCCUCUGCAUGUAGCUGCUGAUUGUGGAAAUGUGGAACUGGUGGAAACCCUGCUGAAGGCAGGCUGUGACUUGAAGGCUGUUGACAAGCAAGGAAAGACUGCCCUGGCUCUGGCCUCCAGGAGCAACCAUAGCCUUGUAGUGGACAUGCUCAUUAAAGCAGAGAGAUACUACGCCUGGAGAGAGGAGCAUCAUGAAAGCAUCAGGGACCCAUCAACAGGCUUUCCUCUGACAUUCAAGCAAGACCACAGUCUGGAGACCAGACACAUUCGCACGCUCCUCUGGGGCCUGGCUUACCAUCAGCUGAAGGCCAAUGAGUGGCAGAGGCUGGCCCGUUCGUGGAACUUUACAGAUGACCAGAUUAGAGCCAUUGAGGCACAGUGGUCAGGAAAUGAAAGCUUCCGUGAACAUGGCCACAGGGCUCUGCUUAUCUGGCUACAUGGGACCCUGAUGACUCAGGCUGAUCCGGCCAAGCACCUGUAUGAAGAGCUGGUACACGCAGGUUUCCCAAAACUAGCUGAAAAGACUCGUCAUUUCAAAAGCAAAACUGACUCAAACUCCAAGAAAUGUGUAGUUUCAUAAAUGCCCAAAGAAAUUGUAUUUCCUUGAUUUUCCACUCAGCAUUCAGUUCUUUUAAUGCCAUAAAUUUCUCCUAGCAGUAGCACUGAUUUUCAGCUAUGAUGAUGGUGGUGACAGGGUACUGUUUAACAAGUGAAAGAAGAGUAAUACUAUGAUACUUUUCAACCUCUAAAAAGCCAAAUACAGUUUUUUUGCUGAGGGCAAGUUAUAUAUCAUUUUUCCAUUUCUGUCAUUUGAUGUAACACAUGUAAUAAGAUAAUCUAGGAGGGUUUUGUAUGUCAUGUUUUUUUCUAAAAACUCAUGGGAGCAGCAUCAUGGUACAGUAAAAAACCAACGGUUUUUACAAUAGACGAAUAUAGUUUUGAACUUGGUUUUGCCACUUAUUAGAUGUGAACCUUUGGGCAUGUUAAUGUUGUUUAAGUUCUUAGAUCUUCAGUUUCCUUCUCUAUAAACUGGGACAAAUGUCUAUUUAAUCCACAGGGUUGGAGUAGAGAUGAAGGGAAAAUGCCUGUGAAAUGUCUAGCCUCAUGCCCACAGUAUGGAAAUCAACUAUUAUUUCUCUUUCAGUAAGAGAAACUGGGUUUGGAAAUUUAUAGUCAUUGUUGACUUUAAAUCACACAUAAUGUGUAAUAUAUUACUUAGGAAAGACCAGAAGAAUGUACACCAAUUUUUUUUUUUUUAAUCUCGUGGUGAUGUAAUUACUGAUGAUAAUUUUCUUUGUACUUUUGGGUACAUUCAAUUUUUUUCACAAUGAACAUGCAUUAUUUUUGUAAUCUGAGAGUUAUGAAAUAAAUGUAAAAUUGAGUAUCAA
Rhinopithecus roxellana (golden snub-nosed monkey) is the source of this 2494-nucleotide messenger RNA. It is a transcript of the gene ANKDD1B, whose product is annotated as ankyrin repeat and death domain containing 1B. Gene Ontology annotation, molecular function: protein binding. Bases 1 to 1686 code for a protein of 561 amino acids. The record is from RefSeq and is a predicted model, not a curated record. The transcript is spliced from 15 exons. Lineage: Eukaryota; Metazoa; Chordata; Mammalia; Primates; Cercopithecidae. Gene Ontology annotation, biological process: signal transduction.